AUGGCCUAUCCACAGACUUCGUUUUGUCAUACGACACUGGCCCCUAGGACUCUCCUCGGACAACGCCGACGAGCAGUCGCAGCAAAUACAUUGCAGUACCAGCUUGACGUGCUGAAGAAGACUGGUCGCUACGAUGCUUUCAGAUUGAAAUGGCAUCCGGUGUACGAUCGCGCGCCAGAGGUUUGGCCAAUUCCGGAUCAUCUUUUCUGGGACUCUGACGUUGCAAAAUGGAUCGAAGGCGCUUGUUAUUUUCUGCAACAAGAGUGCAUGCCAGAGAUCGCGGAUGCCGUUGACGAGCUUGUCAAUAUGAUCAGAUCUGCUCAGCAACCUGACGGAUACCUGAAUAUACACUACACCGUAGUCGAACCGGGUAAACGAUUUACAAACCUCAAAGAUAUGCACGAACUUUACAACUGCGGUCAUCUGAUCGAAGCUGCUCUAGCACAUCAUGCACUUUACGACAAUGAUCAGCUUCUUGGUCCUAUCUGCCUGUAUGUCGACCUCCUGUGCAAGACUUUCGGAUCAGACCCUGGACAAACGCAUGGCUAUCCUGGACAUCCUGAGAUCGAGCUUGCACUACUCCGCCUCUACGAUCGCACAGAAAUUCCGCGCUAUCUCAUGUUGGCCAAAUACUUCAUCACGGAAAGAGGAAAUCCCACUGGUUGUGACGGAAGACACUAUUUCGACGUGGAGGCUGAGGCGCGUGGAGCAGACCCCAACAUGAAACCCGCAUUCUAUCCCGAGCCUCGCUCACUAUGGUAUCACCAGGCACACCUACCUAUUGUCGAGCAGCAGACCAUCGAGGGCCAUUCAGUCCGUGCGAUGUAUCUCUUGACCAGCGUCGCGGACCUCGUGCGCAUCGAGCAAGGUCACAAUGAUCUGCGAGCUGCAACACACAGAUUGUGGAGAAAUAUGGUCAACCAGAAGAUGUACUCGACAGGUGGUAUUGGUGCCAUCAAGCAGUGGGAAGGCUUUGGUCUCGAUUACUAUCUGCCCCAAGGAACCUCAGAAGGUGGCUGUUAUUCAGAGACUUGUGCUGCGAUAGGUGUCAUGAUGCUGGCUCAACGACUGCUCCAGACUGAUCUGGACGGAAGAUUUGCAGAUAUCAUGGAACUGUGUUUGUACAACGCUGUUCUGACCGCGAUGUCCACGGACGGUAGAAAGUUCACAUAUGUCAACCAGCUGGCGUCAAGCGAGGAGGAUUCCUCAUCCCGCAACGACUGGUUCACGGUCGCAUGUUGCCCGCCAAAUAUGUUGCGCCUGCUAGGUACCAUCGGAGGUUACAUCUGGACGUACAGCACCUUGAACACGGAACAAAAAGCGCGCAUCGAUGUGCAUCUGUACAUAGGCGCAAAGCUUGAGUUUGAUUGCGCCGGUGACAUGAUAGAGCUUGAGCAAGAAACGCAGUGGCCAUCUUCUGGGGACGUAAAGUUCAGACUGCGCUCCCGAAAGGUCAAAGUCGACCUUCGGCUGAGGAUACCUGGCUGGGCUGAGUCAUGGAAGGCAAGUCAAGAACGCAGACAUCGGCUUGUGGUGAAUAAAGGCUAUGUUACGAUCUCUUCGGACUGGCUCGAACAACAACCUGAGUUCACGCUCUCGAUACCACUUAAACCUCGUCUUCUAAGCUCCCAUCCUCUUACCACCCAGAACACAGUCACGAUCGCCAGGGGUCCUGUUGUAUACUGCGUUGAAGACUCGGAUAAUCCCUGGGUUCAGGACCACUUUGCGACACUCCUGAUGGAUCCGUCUUGCAGCAUGGUAGAACAGAGCGUGCACGACCGCGACCUGGGAGAUUCGUAUGUCGCUCUGACCGUCACGCGUGGUUGUUCAAUCUUGGAACCGGACAAGUUCGAAGACAGUCCGUUCUUGAGAGACAACGGUCUCGACAAGGCGAAGCCGCUGUCGGACGUCAACUUUGUUCCAUACUACUUCCGUGCCAAUCGCGGCGGAAAGGGCCACAUGCGUGUAGGCAUUAAAAAAGCUGGAUGA
This is a messenger RNA of Aureobasidium namibiae CBS 147.97, 1989 nucleotides long. Its product is annotated as DUF1680-domain-containing protein. The transcript is spliced from 5 exons. The record is from RefSeq and is a predicted model, not a curated record. NCBI's taxonomy places the organism in Eukaryota, Fungi, Ascomycota, Dothideomycetes, Dothideales, Saccotheciaceae. Gene Ontology annotation, biological process: carbohydrate metabolic process. The coding region runs from base 1 to 1989 and encodes 662 amino acids.